Molecule: messenger RNA, 4803 nt
Organism: Durio zibethinus
Lineage: Eukaryota; Viridiplantae; Streptophyta; Magnoliopsida; Malvales; Malvaceae
Source: RefSeq, a predicted model, not a curated record
AAAUCGGAAAUUAAACCGGUUCAACCCGUGGCCCCACCUGGGCAGAAUAUUUGAUUACCACAGAAUUCACGCUUCUCGGUAUCUCAAAUAAACAAUUCCUUUCCCUCGACCACCAAAUACCUUUUUAACAACGUAAUAAUAAAUAAAUAAUUAUUCAAUAUUUAAAUGCUAAUUUAAUUUCCCUUAGUUAUUAUUUUCCGGUAAUUUGUCUCUCUUUUUUCUAAAAUCUCGAUCUAAGAAAGCAGAGAAUUUUCGUUGUACGAAAAUCGGCAACCUGAAGCAGAAGCUUAAAACUUUCGCUUUUUUGCUAACCAAAGCAAAAUCAACAUGCUUCUCUCACUUUCAACGACCUUGUUUUAGUCCAAAUCAACGGCUACGAUUGCAUGCUCGACGGCCGGAGUUUGUUCUCCUCGCCAGAGCGACGCCACGUCGUCGUCGUUGGAAUCUAUGUGUAGUGUUGAGAUUAGGAGGCUAGGGUUUGCCGAUUCCGUUGGAUGCCUAUUGGGUGCAUGAUAAAUGCUUCUAGCCGGGGAUCUAGGGUUCUCGGGCCUGGUCCUUGCGGUCUCCCUUGUUCUUCCUUUGAUCGGCUUUUUCAUUAGGCGGAAAUGGCGGCUCUCUGUUGCCAGGCAAGAGGAGAUCAAGAGGCUUAUAAUUUUGGCCUCGGAAGAGGCCGCUAGGGCCGAACUUGAGGCCUCGCUUGGAUACGGUACUGUUUCCAUUUCGCGGAACUAUCAUCAGUGUGCUGUUUGCUAUUGUCCUACUACUACACGGUGCGCCCGCUGUAAGUCCAUUCGAUAUUGUUCUGCUAAGUGUCAAAUUAUUCACUGGCGGCAAGGUCACAAAGAAGAAUGCCAUCCACCUGCCAAUGCCACACACCAGAAUCAUGAUGAGGGCAGUGAUUCUGGUCAGAAGGUGAUAGAGCACGACCAAUAUGGAGACAGCUAUGAGAUUGAAGAAAAGUCGCACGUUAAGCAAACUGGAAAAACCCCCAUAGAACCUGCAUUGUAUAGUUCCACUAGCUCUUCUGUGGUUUUACAUGGGAAGGGUGAUAAUUUAAAGGUUGAGUUCCAUGCUAAUGGGGAAGGAAUGAACUCUGCUUCAGAAUCUUCCAGCGCUUCAUUUUCUGGAUUUGCACCUGCAGCUAGUAGUGAAUCAUCUGACAAUGUUUCUGUGUGUGAGAGCAUUAGUUCAAAAGAGCCUGAUAAAUUGGAUAGAUCUUUGUCUGUUGAUGCUAACCUUGACAUGUUUUGGACUGCUUCUGGUGUCAACAACGUGGAUCAAACCAAUCCAUCAUCCCCAAAAUUUGCUAGGUUGGUUGAUUCUGUAGAUAAUAUUUCUAAAUUAAUUAAAUUAAAUCAGAUGAAGCCUGAUCAAAGUGGGGAGAGCCAGUGCAGAGUAACUAGUUCUUCCAGUUUAGGCAUUAGUGGUACAUGUGAGGGCUCAAUUGCUGAGGGUUGUACAUUAUCUUCUGGUUUCACGGGCGGAACUCCAGAAUCAGUUGCAUCUACAACUGAUGCUGACAAUGAGUCUUAUCAUUCUAAUCCUAAAGACGGCAGUAAAAGUGCCUCACCUGAUUCUGGGACUUCCUUACAUUUUUCACGUAAUUUGUCUGGAAAUGCGUCUUCCUCUCAUCCACAAGGCUUCAAGAUGAAAGCUGCCAAAUUGGAUGAUACUCCUCGGGGUGCUUUGGGGCAUACCAAGCUUUCUGAUGGAGUAACAUUGUCAGAAAAUGUUGGUUUAGAUGCUCUGCAGGGCAGCAACUCCCCAUCCUCAAAUUCUGAAUGGCCUAACCAUGCGGAGUGUGGGUCCAGCAAUAUUUCACAUGCCACAAAACCCAGAGAAGCUAUCAAUAAAGAUGUUCUAUUAGUCAGUAGCUGGUCAUCUUCAUCUUUAGAAAAGUCAGGCUCUAGUGCUGUCAUUAAUGGACCUAGCAAUGCUUCUCAUCAAUUAAAGUCUUCUGAUGCUUAUUCAUCCAGUGCCAGAGUGCAUGCUGUUCCUAGUGUGAAAUCUGGAAAAAUUGAUGGUUUUCAUGCAAAUGCUGCUACAUUACCUCAGGAUUCAAGUUGUUCUACUAAUGGUAGGCAUGGAUUGAAAACCUCUAUGUCGAAAGUUUUUGAUCAAUUUGGAGGAUCGAAAUUGCCCAAACACUAUCCAUUUCACGUUGGUAAUGAGGUUACUGGAAAAUAUAAUGAUAAGGGACUUUUUCCCUAUGAAUUAUUUGUCAAGCUUUAUAGUUGGAACAAGGUGGAACUGCAUCCAUGUGGUCUUGAAAACUGUGGGAACAGCUGUUAUGCCAAUGCUGUCCUCCAAUGCUUGACAUUUACUCCUCCUCUGACUGCUUACUUUCUUCAGGGACUCCAUUCCAAAGCAUGUGCAAAGAAAGAAUGGUGUUUCACCUGUGAGUUCGAAAAUCUAAUUUUGAAGUCUAAGGAUGGGAAAUCUCCACUUUCUCCUAUAGGAAUACUGUCCCAACUACAAAAUAUUGGUGGUCAACUUGCCGGUGGGAAAGAGGAAGAUGCACAUGAAUUUUUAAGGUUUGCUAUCGAUGCAAUGCAGUCUGUUUGUCUUACAGAAGUUGGGGUGGAUUCAUCAUGUCGUUCAGAAGAAGAAACAACUUUAAUUGACCUAACAUUUGGAGGCUACCUUCGGUCAAAGAUAAAGUGCAUGAAGUGUCAAGGCAAGUCUGAAUGUAAUGAAAGAAUGAUGGACCUUACAGUUGAGAUUGAAGGAGACAUAGGAACCCUGGAAGAGGCUCUUCAGCGGUUUACACGGACUGAGAUUUUGGAUGGAGAAAAUAAGUACCAAUGUUGCAGAUGCAAAUCUUACGAGAAGGCCAAAAAGAAGCUGACUAUAUUAGAGGCUCCAAAUGUCCUAACAAUUGCUUUGAAGCGAUUUCAGUCUGGUAAAUUCGGAAAGCUUAAUAAAGCAAUUCGGUUCCCCGAGAUCUUGAACUUGGCACCAUAUAUGAGUGGGACAAGUGAUAAAUCACCCAUAUACAGGCUCUAUGGUGUGGUGGUCCACUUGGAUAUCAUGAAUGCUGCAUUUUCUGGUCACUAUGUGUGCUAUGUUAAAAAUGUUCAAAACAAGUGGUUCAAGAUUGAUGAUAGGACGGUAACACCCAUGGAACGUGAAAGAGUUCUAACCGAAGGGGCAUACAUGCUUCUCUAUGCAAGGUGUUCACCCAGGGCCCCAAGAUUGAUAAGGAGCAGAAAUAAGGCCAUUCUAUCUAGGGUCAAUUCAAAGAAUCCGCCAAAUUCAAGUCCUUCGACAGUUGAAGAAUUCUACCCCAGUUCAAUUCAUCCAGAUAUUCCUGGGAGCAUUGAAUAUUUUUAUUUAAAAUACAAUCGGCUCCAAAGGAUUUUAGAAGAAGACUCAUCAAGUGAUAGUUCUUCUCUUUUUAGCAGCAACUCUGAUGAAGGUUCCUGCUGUACUGACAGCACACGAGACUCUACGUCCGCUGAUGAUUUAUUGGAUUCUGCAUUUGGCGAUUCAAUACGUGGUUGGAACAACCCCUGGAGGAGUUCUGAUUCCGAUGCUUCUUCAUCUUCCUCUUCUUCUCCCCUUUACUCAAGGCAUUCACCCCUUGCUGAUUUAGAUCAUUAUGCUUCAGGUUCGCCUGAAAUUUACUCCUCUCAAAUGGAUUAUUCAGAUUCAACUACAAAGAAUGCUAUUCUUUUGGACAGACGACCCAGCGGGAGUAGCAGGCAGAUGGAUGGGGAAGGUAAGGGAAAUGAUACUUUUUUCCACUCUGACACGAGUAAACAGUGUAGAAAGAUAGGUAGUAGUAGCUCUAGGGAAACGGACUCGGGGAGAUUUGGACAGGUUAACCCUUUAAAUGCUUUAUCUUUUAGAAAUUCAACGAGGGAAAGAACCAAUUAGAAAUUUUAUUACUGGGCUAUUGAGUUAGAGGAGGUAAAUAAGGUUUGGGAGGGGUUGUAUGUAAUGUACUCUUGUAGUCAACAGGCAUUGUUUAAAGAAAGCAGCCAUUACUACUUUGUUCAUAUCUUAUCCACUACAGUCUCUAGGUAAUAAAAUACUAAAAGCAUUAAUGUAUUAUUUAUACAUGGAAGAGAACGAAAACAUUAUGAACUAGCCUCAGCCUUUAUCUUCGUCCAAACCUUUUUGGUUUGUUAGUGGUACUAAGGACAAAGGAAUAGUUUGGGCAUGUGGCAAACUGCGAGCUUGGGCCCAAAAUGGCCCCCGCCACCCACAAAUGGAACUCAAAAACAGGCUUGAUAAAAAAAACCUGUAUUGAGAACGUCCAAAAUGGAUUGAAGUAUAGAGUAAGGCAAUAGGCCAAAUCACAAAAGCAAAAUACUUAAACAGCCCACGUGGGAUAAGACAAGACUGGUCCAUCCAGUCCAAUGAAUACGGCAAUAACCCAGCGGGAACUAUGUCUUCCUUCCAAUUCUACUCUCUUCCUUUUUUUUUCAUCUGGUCUUUUGUCUGGAUUUCGACUUCACAAAUGAAGACCUAUCAUGACCGUACACGUGUACUCUUUUCUUAACGAUGCUUGCCCUGACAGCAUUCACCCACCACCGAUUACCCUACCUGCUGCAUGUAGACCCAUAUUAUACAGAUCGUGUCACUUCGAUUGUACUAAUUGAUUUUGUUACCCACCUAUUCCAUUACAAGAAAAAAAAAAGUUGAAAAUGAGACAGAAAAUUUACAACUUGGAUAUUUUCUAAGAUGAUUAGUGGGGUUUAAUGCUUCAGCCAAACCCAAGAGACUGAAUAAUGUAUGCGCAAGAGCUCUGUUUGGUCAAAGAAUUUGAAUUUUAUUGUUGCAGAAAUAAUGGACUAA